Messenger RNA from Ylistrum balloti, 783 nucleotides. RefSeq lists its product as uncharacterized. The coding region runs from base 1 to 783 and encodes 260 amino acids. The transcript is spliced from 5 exons. NCBI's taxonomy places the organism in Eukaryota, Metazoa, Mollusca, Bivalvia, Pectinida, Pectinidae. The record is from RefSeq and is a predicted model, not a curated record.
AUGGAGAAUUAUUCUAAUGAUGAGAGCGACAUGGAUAUUUCUCUGCCAGAUCAGGACUAUGAUUCAGAAGAAGAUCUAGAGGAUUAUGCAGAUUUGGAAGACAAUCUCACAACAACACAUGAAUUGGACAGUGACGACACUGAUCCAGACAAAGCCCACAAGUAUGUUGUGUUUGAACAAUGUCUGUUUGAACUGCUGGACAUAUGUGCUGUCUGCAGCAGGAGAAACUUGCAACACAUGAAAACAACAGUGGUGAUGCUAGAUGCAGUUUCCCAGGACACUGCAAAAUACGGAUCCUACACACUUAUCCAUGUAGAAACUGCCAAAGUGGUGGAUAUUCAGCUUGUCCAGAAGUACAAAAUAGCUGGAGAAUGGGCCAGAUCUAUAAGCAACCAUGCUUACUGGUGUGCUGCCAGCAGUGGAGGAAAUGCAGAACUUGUACGAAAAAAAUUGACAAGUAUCCUGAACCAUGUCGCUAAUAUUCACGAGGGGCAUAGAGAUCUUUUCCACAUGGGGACAUCUCAAGAAGGUGGAUCAAGCCAGGAAAUGGAAAAAAUUGUAUGUGGGAAACUCCUGAUGAAAGAUGUUCGAGAGUUGUCCUCAGCACAUCAGACGUCAUGCUUGGACGCUUCACACAAUGCACCAAAGACCAGCUAUUUCUUUUACAAUCAGAUGAAAGCAAGACUGGCAGCUUUUCAUUUCAACUCUGGAGGAUGGGAUUGCCAGAUACCGAAUUGCUUUCUCGAAAGGAAGAAAAGGAGAUGCUGUCCCAAAGGAGAUUAA